Messenger RNA from Alternaria viburni, 1482 nucleotides. RefSeq lists its product as uncharacterized. The coding region runs from base 1 to 1482 and encodes 493 amino acids. Lineage: Eukaryota; Fungi; Ascomycota; Dothideomycetes; Pleosporales; Pleosporaceae. The transcript is spliced from 2 exons. The record is from RefSeq and is a predicted model, not a curated record.
AUGCCUGCAGAGGAUCCGCGUCCGCAAGAGCAGCAACGAUAUGUUCAGCCAGUCGUUGGUACACAAAAACCAUACCAAUACAGUGCUACUCCAGUCGCAAGCAGACAGUGUGCUUCUCACCAGACGGGUGUAGAAGGACUUCAUUGCGGUAUCCAAGCUCCCGCUGUGAAUGUGCAGGCCGCGCGAACGACGCCGCGCACUCAGCAAGAGCAGUGGCUCAUCGAUGCACGACCAGAUCUCCAAGGGAUACCUGUUACGAUCGUACCAGCGAUUCCCGCGAAGCAAGGUACUAUCGGAACUGCCAUUGACCGCAAAGAUGAGAUGCUAGUACCACGCGAUGUGUGGCGCCUGCGCUCCCUGCCUUCCUACAAGCGUUAUAUCGCAUACCGCCAAAUGGCAGAGCUAGGACGUCAGAUGAGCGAGUAUGACCAAACUAGCAAAGAAAACCAGUCGCUAUGGAAGCGUAUCACAACCUUCGAAGCGAGCUUGAUUGAGGCCGAGGUGGAGUUUGCGAACAGACUCAAGCAAGAUACAGCUGAAACUAGGGCGAGGUGGGACCGGAUCGUAGCGGCUCAGGCAGUAACACAUCCCCUGGACAAGGUUUCGGUUCCUCCACACCCCGGCGAGCUCGAGGACUUCACGCCACACGAAGUCACCGGAAUGUACAAAUGCAACCACCAAUUUGAAACCGGGGCCUGCUGCACAGAAGGAGUCACAAAGGAAAGAAAGAGAGCCUCAAUCUCUAGGGAUAAAUCAGCGUGGAAACGAAAGGUGGAAAAAUUGGUCAAGAAGGGCGACUUGAAUAAGAGCCAUAUAACAUGGAAGACAGAACUGUCAUCCAAUAAGAAGGAAGACCCAAAGACGAAGAAUGCGGAAAAAGGGCGACCACAGAGUGAAAAGAAGGCGGAUGCCACCGCGAAGAAAGAAGCGAGAAAGGAACAGAGGAAAAAAUGGCGCGAGCAACCACACGAUGAGAUCGAUGCGGAAGGUGCGCCCGGAUCUAUCGUGGCACCAAAUCCGCUUGAACAGGACGAUUUGUUUACUUCUAAAGUUGAGUCUAAGCGUUCUUCAGAAGAACAGGCUGCGGCCGCUGAGUCCGCACGCCAAGAAAAAAUCGCAAAAGACUUGAAGAAGUACGGGUGGGAUCUCAAGCGCUGUAAGCGUAUGGAGGAUAUGAAGAAGUGGCCAACUUGGUCACGCUUCAAUGAAUAUUGGGCUGCAAAACGUCUUGAGGUUCAGCAAUUGCAGCUAUCCCCUGAACAGCACACUCUAUUGCAGGGCUGGGAACCGUCUGCCAUUCCAGACAAGAACCCAGCAUUUGUCAAGAAACUUGCCGAAGAUACGGUACACGUAGACGCGGGAGAGAGUGCUGAAGUCGAUGAUUCAAACUUGGACGAACUUUUUGAAGAUGGGAACGAGAAUGUCGAGCAAGAUGAUCCAGUAUUGGAUGAUCUGUUUGAGGACGGUAGCUUAGAGUUGUAA